Molecule: messenger RNA, 773 nt
Organism: Nicotiana attenuata
Lineage: Eukaryota; Viridiplantae; Streptophyta; Magnoliopsida; Solanales; Solanaceae
Exons: 1
Coding region: 74-463 (129 amino acids)
Biological process (GO): response to auxin
Source: RefSeq, a predicted model, not a curated record
AUCGUCUUCCAUUCAAAAGUUUCUCUUCUCUUCUCUUCUCUUCUCUUUCACAUAGUCUUGUAAGAAAAAUCCAAUGGCUAAGGGAGGCAAUAAGCUCACAAAGCUCAAAUCAGUUUUGAAGAAAAUGCAAUCUUUCAAGGUAGGCCGUAUCCACGAGAGCCUUGUAGUGGCCACCAACAAUUCUUCCUCUGACGAAGAUUCAUAUUCCUAUGAUAGUCAUUGCUCCAUUAAAGACCAGCACACAGUCUAUGUUGGUAAAUCACGUCGUCGUUACUUCGUCAGCUCUGAGGUCGUCUACCAUCCACUCUUCAGGGAACUUGUUGAAAGGUCAGGUGAUUCAGAAGAUUCUAUCGCUGUUGCUUGUGAAGUUGUUCUCUUCGAACACUUGCUUUGGAUGCUUGAAAAUACAGAUCCUCAGCAGCCAGAGUCCUUGGAUGAACUUGUCGAAUUUUACUCUUGCUGAAGUAUUUUACAUUGCGGAAUUCAUCUUCUCGCUAGAUACUGUCAGUAGCUAAAAACCACCAAAAAGGAAAAAGAAAAAAAGAUAUUGCAUGAGGAGGGAUUCCCUGCAGUCAGCCACCAUGUGGUAUACAGUUGUAAAUCUAUUUUAAUACUUUAUAAGGUUUUAUAUAUUUAGCGCUACUAGCUAGGAAAAUGGUAGAGAUGAUUAAUCCCAUGCUUACAUGGGUGUAACGAUUCGCGAAUAAUUAUAUUUCUAGUUCUUUGUAUUACAUGUAUAAAUAUAUAUAUACAAGUGUUUGGAUGUAUGCAUA